AAAAUAUGGCUUCAAAUGAAUGAUUGUUUGGAAAAAACAUUUAAAUUUCAAAACAAAACAAUUGAAUGUAAAAAACAUUUUGACUUUAAUUACAAUAAAUUAAUAUUAAAUCCAAUCAAUCAUUACUUGCAUACAAACAAAGAGAGCACAUCCGCUGAAGAAGAAUGUGGUGAACGGGUAUAUCGUUGAGCGGAUUGGACCACAACUGCACCGCAAUCCCCGACACCAACUGGUGGUCACUAUCAUCACGGGCUGCGGUGGCCGUAGUGUAUGAUCUGAGUGGUGGUGACCUCUGCGGUGCCAUCGAUGGGUGACAUUCUUCGGGAGUGUGAUGUGGAGAGGGCUCCGUCUCCGGCGCGUCUCGAGUAUACGUCUGAAAAACAUCCGCGACUUAUCUUAGAGUCGCUGAAUGUGUUGAGACGUCGCCGCGAGUUGUGUGAUGUGGUGCUCAUUGUGGCCAACCGUAAGAUUCUCGCGCAUCGGGUCGUCCUCUCGGCCUGCAGUCCAUACUUCUUAGCCAUGUUUACGGGCGAAUUGGCGGAAAGCCGUCAAACAGAAGUGAUGAUACGGGACAUCGACGAGCACGCGAUGGAACUGCUGGUGGACUUCGCGUAUUCGUCGCAUAUAGUGGUGGAGGAGGCGAAC
Messenger RNA from Medioppia subpectinata, 645 nucleotides. NCBI's taxonomy places the organism in Eukaryota, Metazoa, Arthropoda, Arachnida, Sarcoptiformes, Oppiidae. The record is from the annotation of a GenBank genome assembly.